Messenger RNA from Pocillopora verrucosa, 972 nucleotides. RefSeq names its product histamine H2 receptor-like. Gene Ontology annotation, cellular component: plasma membrane. Gene Ontology annotation, molecular function: G protein-coupled photoreceptor activity. Gene Ontology annotation, biological process: phototransduction; cellular response to light stimulus; G protein-coupled receptor signaling pathway. NCBI's taxonomy places the organism in Eukaryota, Metazoa, Cnidaria, Anthozoa, Scleractinia, Pocilloporidae. The record is from RefSeq and is a predicted model, not a curated record.
AUGUCCAACUUGGAUUUGCCCUUCCGAAGCCUCGCAGCAGUUAUAACUGGAACAAGUGUACUCCUCAUAAUGAACAUCGUCAGUGUCAUUGGAAACAUUCUGGUCUGUUUAGCAAUGUACAGAAACCCAAACCUACGAUCAACUACCAAUCUUUAUAUUAUCGCUUUAGCAGUCAGCGAUCUAAUUUGCGCAACAGUUGAAAUGCCAUUAGCUUCAGCUGUUUUUAUCACCGGAAAAUGGGAUUUCGGAGACGCCUUAUGCCAGAUUCAAGGUUUUGUGGAUGCAUUUGCCUCAUAUGUAACCCCAGCAACCAUGACUUUGACAGCGUUUAACCGCUAUAUGCGGAUUGUUAAGACAAACCACUACAACAGGGUAUUCUCACCGCUUAGGUCUAAAAUUUGGCUGAGCUGUGUGUGGCUUUUCCUUUUCCUCUAUCUUUUGGUUGGUCGACUCACAGGCUGGAACAAGUUUCAAUUUAUACCUGGUUAUGCAGUAUGCUCUAUAGCCUUUGUUAAAAAGGAAAAUCGCAUAAUUCACUAUUUUCUCAUGUUUGGGAUCCUCUUUGUUUUGCCUUUCUCUGUGGGUUGUUUCAGUUACUACAAAGUUUUCACCAAAAUUAAGCAACAUCAGCAGAACGUGGCAUCUUCGCUUCAGAAUGCAUCAAAUGGCACAGGAAGAAUUUCUGCCAAAGAGAUCAAUAUAAGUCGAGCUUUAGGGUAUGUUGCCGCUGGAUUCCUUUUCUGUUGGAUCCCUCCCUGGGUGUUUGUGUUUUGGAAGCGCUUCUCUCCUGAUACUUCUCCAAGAACCACGGAGUUACUUGUCACCAUUUUUCUCUUCAUGAGUGCCACGAUCAAUCCCGUGAUUUACGCUACAACAAAUCCUCAUUUUCGAAAGGAAUUUGUCAAACUCUUAUGCUGGUGUAACGGGGAGAAAAUUCAACCAACCGAGGGCCGGUCAAGUGAGGAGCAGUAA